Molecule: messenger RNA, 1730 nt
Organism: Alternaria rosae
Lineage: Eukaryota; Fungi; Ascomycota; Dothideomycetes; Pleosporales; Pleosporaceae
Exons: 3
Coding region: 320-1327 (335 amino acids)
Biological process (GO): lipid metabolic process
Cellular component (GO): membrane
Molecular function (GO): oxidoreductase activity, acting on the CH-CH group of donors
Source: RefSeq, a predicted model, not a curated record
GUCGCGUUGUUCUGUGAAGCAUGCGUACCUAGGUAGGGCUGGUGAUCGCGGGAGAAAGUCGUGCCUAGUAAUCGUGGCUUGGCGACCGAUGACGUGCGUCAUUACCCUGGGCCUGACGCUUGCAGCCCCUGGGGCCAACUUCCAUCGCAAAGAAUACGAUUCUCGCUCGUCGGAGUCGGCCAAAUUCUGCCAGCGCAGCGUGGAAUGUUCGGCUUCCGUAGGUAGCGACGUAGCUGUCAGAUCUAGGCUUCUGUAUAUGUAGGCGGAGCUCUGCUGUCAAGGUUCGCGCACACAACAGCAGCACCGUCCAAAGGUCAUCAUGGCCGCCAUACACGUCCUCGAUGACUAUUAUCUUGCCAUCACCUUCCUCGUCACUGUUGCGUACCAGCUGAUCGGCUUUGCGAUUGCCUUUUCGUUCAAGUUCGACAAACUUACCGACUUCGCCGGCGGCACCAAUUUCAUCCUUCUUGCCAUUAUCACGCUCUCGUGUAGCGAAAACCGAGGCGAUGCGCGCAAUAUUGUCGUUUCGUUGUUCAUCAUGCUAUGGGCGGCAAGAUUGAGCGGCUUCCUCCUUUUCAGAAUUCUCAAGACUGGCAAAGAUGAUCGCUUCGACGACAAGAGGGACAAGUUCUGGUCGUUCCUCGGAUUCUGGGUAUUUCAAAUGUUCUGGGUCUGGACUGUAUCCAUGCCGGUCACUAUCCUGAACUCGCCAAAAGUUACCCGGUUCAAUCAGCCAGACUUUGGAACAGGAUGUGACAUCGCUGGCAUUAUCCUAUGGUCAAUCGGGUUCAUCAUGGAGAGUGUUUCCGACGUCCAAAAGUACAGGUUCCGUACUGCUCACGGUAGCGAUGGCGCCGUAUGCAAUGUUGGUUUCUUUGCCUGGACGCGCCACCCAAAUUACUUCGGCGAGAUAAUUAUUCAAUUCGGUAUCUUCACGAUCGCUGUAUCCCCGGCUGCAAACAACUACGUCUCGGGCGGUGCAUAUGAUGCACUGUACGCUUCUAUUCUCGGUCCAUUCUUCCUGACUCUCCUACUCAUGUUCGUAUCCGGCCUUACGCUGCAGGAACGACCUGGCGCAAAGAAGAGAUACGAGAAAGGCAACCGAUGGCCCGAGUACGAGCAAUACCUCCACCGGACGAGCAUUCUCAUCCCUUUCCCGCCACAGCUAUACGCCAAGAUGCCCGUCAUUCUAAAGAGAACCAUCUUCCUCGAGUUCCCAAUCUAUGUCUUUGAUCCGGCCAAGCAUGCAGACCAAGACAAAGUGCAAGCUAGAAACGCGGAAGAAGGUCAAACCAGACCAAGUGAUGAGCAAGGCCUCAGAUCUUGAAGUAUCAGAUGUUCGAUAUGAUGAUACUCCUUUACCGAUUUUCAACUUUUGUACAACCACGAUACAGUUAGAGCGCUUCGUACCGCAUAAUCGUAAUUCAAGCCUCUUCAAAAAAGGCAUGCCCAAAUUAAGACUUGUAUUUGAUUGUGUAAACUCCUCGCGAGGCUAUCAAAACUCUACGCCUAGGGUAAUAAACCAUAAGCCGGUUUCUAGAGUGUGUGUUGUGUAUAUGAUGUGUAUAACGACGCAAUCUGAUACCACGCGUGGCCCGCUCACUGCCCCUGCGUUAGGGGGGGCAAGAGCUACAAGACUACAGAUCCCAGCAAUCCUCGUGCAGCGCAUCUCUCGCCAAAGCUUCCACCGACCUCCGAGCAAGCCGUGUCCAUGUCGGCGAUGACAUGUG